Acipenser ruthenus (sterlet) is the source of this 6842-nucleotide messenger RNA. RefSeq lists its product as uncharacterized. The transcript has 6 exons. Gene Ontology annotation, molecular function: 3-oxoacyl-[acyl-carrier-protein] synthase activity; fatty acid synthase activity. Gene Ontology annotation, biological process: fatty acid biosynthetic process. The record is from RefSeq and is a predicted model, not a curated record. The coding region runs from base 1 to 6309 and encodes 2102 amino acids. NCBI's taxonomy places the organism in Eukaryota, Metazoa, Chordata, Actinopteri, Acipenseriformes, Acipenseridae.
AUGGAACAAACAGGAGAGGACAUCGCUGUUGUAGGAAUUGGAUGCAAUUUCCCGGGAGGUGAAGGAAUAGACAACUUUUGGAAGGUCCUUCUGGAGGGGAAAAACUGUGCAGUGGAGAUACCUUCAGAAAGAUUCAACAGCACAUUGUGGUACGAUCCAGAUGACAGCAUGCCAGGGAAAUCCCACACAGCGAAAGCAGCUCUCAUUGAUGGGUUCAAUGAGUUUGAUCACAGGCUGUUUGGCAUUCCUGAAGCAGAGGCAGAUCGUAUGGAUCCGCAGCAAAAGCUUCUCCUGCAAUGUACCUAUCGAGCUCUGGAGGAUGCUGGGAUGCCAAUGGAAAAGGCCAGUGGAACCAGAACAGGGGUUUUCAUUGGCCUGAUGAAUCGGGAUUAUGAAAUGAUUCUGAAUAUGUCUACCAAUACAAUAAACCAUUACAAUGGCACUGGGACAGCGAUGAGCAUAGCUGCCAAUAGGAUUUCCUACUGUUUCAACUUUACUGGACCUUCGUUGGCAAUUGACAGUGCUUGCUCCUCAUCCCUGGUUGCUCUUCAUUAUGCCUGUCAAGCAAUUAAGCAAGGGGACUGUGAGAUGGCAAUUUGUGGAGGGGUCAGUUGCAUCAUUGAACCAAGAGUUUUUGUUGCUCUCAGCAAAGCAAAAAUGAUAUCUCCUGAAGGAACCAGCAAACCUUUUUCCAACAAGGCUGAUGGCUAUGGAAGAGGAGAAGGGUGUGGAAUUGUCUUGCUAAAGCCAUUAGCAAAGGCACAGAAGGAUUUUGACCAUGUCUGGGGAAUCAUAGCAAGCAGUGCUGUAAAUCAGGAUGGCAGAGCAGUCACUCCAAUCACCAAACCAUCAAUGGCCCAACAGGAAGAACUUCUGCACAGGAUUUACUCCACACAUGUUGACCCAUCACAUGUACAGUAUGUAGAGGCUCAUGGGACUGGAACUCCUGUAGGGGAUCCUACAGAAGCAGGCAGCAUCUCUAAUGCCAUUGCAAAAGCCCGGCCUCCAGGAUCACCAGCUCUUCUAAUAGGCUCUGUGAAAGGUAACAUUGGUCACACUGAAUCUGCAGCAGGGGUCGCAGGGUUGAUCAAGGUCCUAUUGAUGAUGCACCAUGAAACAAUUGCUCCCUCUUUAUACUAUUCUGAAGACAAUUCCAGCAUCAAUGCUAAAUCUCUCAGGCUUAAAAUUCCAACCACAGCAGAAAAGUGGGAAAAGUCUGGACCACUUGGAAGAGCUGCAGGUGUUAAUAACUUUGGAUUUGGGGGAACCAAUGCACAUGUUGUUGUCAGGCAAUACAAACAAUCACAAGUUCUGAAUUCAGAAACACAAAAGCCACUUGAAAUAGUUGUGCUGUCUGCAACCUCCGAAAAAUCAAUGAAAAUGAUGAUGGAAGACACAGCCCAACAGAUUAGCAAACAUGAUGCAAUAAAGCUACAUGAUCUGGCUUAUACCUCUGCAUGCAGGAGAAGUCACACAAGGCACAAAUACAGAAAAACAUGUAUUGCGUCAUCUCUUAGUCAUUUAAAACAACAACUUGAAAUGAGUUAUAAACCAAUAGUGGUAAAGCCAGACACGCAACUGGCGUUUGUAUUCUGUGGAAACGGGGUCACCUACAGAGGCAUGUGCAAACAGCUCUUAAAAGAUGAACCAGUGUUUAGAGAAAAAGUGAAAGAGAUAGAGAGCAUGUUCCAAUUUUACACCUCUAUUUGUCUCUUGGAGAGAUUAGAAAAUGAAUAUGAAUAUGAUGACUUUUCAAGGCCUGACAUUGUCCAGCCACUGCUCUUUACCAUUCAGGUGGCAAUUGCCAGCCUUUUAAAGCACUGGGGUAUAAAACCAGAUGCUAUAGUUGGGCAUUCUGUGGGUGAGGUUGCUGCUGCACAUUGCUCUGGAUUGCUGUCCCUUCAUGAUGCUGUCAAGGUCAUUUAUUUCCGCAGUACUUUGCAGUCCAAGGUCACUGGAGGGAAAAUGCUUGUUGUUGGAAACAUACCCGUGUCAGAAGUGGCACCGUUUCUUCCUGCUUAUUCAGGGAAAGCUUGCAUUGCUGCCUACAAUAGCCCCCAGUCAUGCACGUUGUCAGGCGAGUCUGAAGCUAUAGAUGGUCUUCAUCAGAAACUGUCAACAUCAUUCAAGAACCUAUUCCUUCAUGUUCUAGAUGUCCCAGCUGCAUACCACAGUCACAUGAUGGAGCCCAUUUUGAACCCUAUACAGGACAGCAUAGGCCUCUUACAAAAAAGGGAAAUGGAAGUAGAGUUGUUUUCUUCAGUAACAGGGCAUUUAGCUACUGAAGGAGAUUUUACCACAGGCCAGUACUGGGCCAAGAACAUUGGAGAACCAGUUGCGUUUGAACAGGCAGUGAAAUCAGCAGUGGCUGGGAAGAAACAUGUUGUUUUUGUAGAGAUAGGUCCAAGAAGGGCCCUGCAAAGGAAUAUUAUGGAGAUUGUAGGGAAUGGGACUCCAGUGUUUCCAUCUGUGCAGCCUGACAAAGACUAUGAGACUCUACUUACCGUUGUGUCAAAGGCAUUUGAGUUUGGGUUGAAAGUAAAUUGGGAACAAUUUUAUAAAGCAUAUGAGUCUCUACCUACACCCUGCCCAAGGUAUCAGUUUGACAGUAUCAAGAACGAGAUGCAUUUGGAGUUAGCAUAUCAGGGCAAUGAAAGCAUGGCAAGUUCUCAUCAUCCAGUGAUAAGCAAUGCAAGAAAUGAUAGAAAGGAAUUCACCUGUAUCAUAUCAAGAGAUGCAACACCAUACAUUUAUGAGCAUAAAAACAAUGGUGUUGUUAUAGUCCCUGGUGCUUUCUAUGUGGAAUUAGGACUAGCAUCUGCCAUGGCAAGUUUAAGACCAAAGCUGCCUCUAAGUUCUAUGCAGCUCAGCAUUAGUUUCCUUAACCCUUGUACUGUAAGUCAAAACUCAACAGAGCUACAUGUUCUUCUGGAUCAACAUAAAAACCAGACCACAUUUAAAAUUAGGUCUCAAGUGGCAAGUUAUGCAUCUGGCAAAAUCCAACAUUACAUUGAAAGCAAAACUGAAGAAAAUAAUAUACUGCUGGGCCACAUCUACAAAAGAUGUAUGUCAGUAAUGCAGUCUGAAAAAGUUUAUGAAGAGCUGUCUAACAUAGGGUUCCAAUAUGGGUCAGUUUUCAGACUUCUUGGUGAUGUGCAUUUUGGGGAAGAGAUUAAGGAAGCUGUUGCAAGAAUUAAGAUCCCACAAGAAAUAGUUGCAGAUAUGCAUGAGUACUGCAUUCAUCCAGUAGUUUUAGAUAAUUACUUACAGUUGACAGCUAUUGUUGCAGCAAGUGGCUUUAAAUCAAGACCUGGGUUUCCUUCUGCUGUUGGCAGUUUGAUUGUAUCUCAACCACUGCAAGAAGAAAUGUUCAUGUACUUAAGAACAACCAAAGUGGCACCUGAUUACAUUGAAGUGUGUGGAGGGUUCACUGAUAAAGAAGGAUUUCUUUUAGUUGAACUGAAACAUGUACGGAUUACAUUUUUAAGAAGCAGAUCCUCAGUUACAAAGGAGCUCUUCUUCCAAAAUGAGUGGGAAGAAGUCACUGAUGUAAUAAAUUCAGGCACAGGACCCAAAGCCUUUGUGUUUGCAGAUGAGACAGGUGUGGCCAAAUACCUUCAACAGCACUUGCAUCCCAAGUCCACAUUUAUUCCAUACAAAGAUUCAGAAAAGUUUUUAACAACUGUGCCAUCCCAAGACAGUGACUAUAAUGAGGUGUUGUUCUUGUGGGGAUUUCAAAACCUCAGUGAGCUAAGUACAGAGAAAGUGUUGCAGAACCUUGUGAACUGUUGUGAAGUUUAUCGACAGGUUGUCAGCGACUUGAAGGAAAAGAAAUCCAAAUGUCCCAUCAGAACCAUCACAUACAGAACAACAGAGAAGGCAGUGGAUCACAUUAAUCCAGGAUUUGCAUUGUGUGGAAUGACCAGGGCAUGUGCUGCAGAAAUUCCAGAUCUCUCCUUUCAAUUGAUUGAUAUUCAUUCUGUAAGCAAUGAAGACAUCUCAGCACUGGCCCAAGUGAUUACCUCAUACAAAACAUCAAAAUACCCAGAGGUCAUGAUAAGCAAGGGUCAGAUUUACACAUCUGGCAUUAUACACACACCUGUUAAAAGUUCAGGCAGCAGCCAACAAAGGAUGUUACAUUCCAGUUCUGAAAGUUUUGUUCUCCAAACAUUAGAUCCAUACAGAAUGGCAGAUCUACAUGCAAACACUACCAGUGAUCACGAAAAACACCUUAAGAAGCAAACUGUAGAGGUUCAGCUCAAUAAGAUAUGUGUCCAUUCAUCUGAUUACUUUCCUGUCAGCCUGUCCGAUUGGAACUUUGGUCAAACCCUGUACUGGAAUAAACAUGCAACUCAUGAACACAAACUUUUAGCUCUAGACUUCAGUGGUACAGUUACAGCAGUGGGAAGUGAUGUGAAAAAGUUAAAGGUAGGGGAUCCCAUAGCUUCAUGCUACCCAGUUGUUGCAUCUUCUAAGGUUGUGCUUCCUGAGGCAGCCUGUUAUGACAGUAGAAAGCUUCCCUUCCUAAUGGAAACUCCUUGUGUAUCCUACUUUAUACUGGCAUGGGAAAUACUAUAUCAUGCAUUACCCAAAUCAAAACAACGGAGAAGGUUAGGUGUCAUAUCCUCUGAACCGGAGUCAAGCUUGCUGAAAGUUUUAGCACUUGCAGCAAAAAAGUCAGGAUGGGAUGCCAUAGUUGGAACAGAAUUCAGUGGUCUACUGCAGAGUGUAAAUAAGUGUGAGGCUUUAGUUCUUUUGCCUCCAUUUGACACACCUUUAGUGGUAAAAGUCUGCCGUGUUUCCAAUGCUAAGCACAUAGUUGUAGUGUGUGAUAACCAUCUGUUCCUCUCUGUUUCUCAAAGUCUGCUGAGAAGUGAAAAUGAAGAAGUUCACAUUCAUAUCCUUCAAAUAGCCAAUGUGUUCCAGAAAGCCGAUCUCAUGAAAUACAAAAAAGACAUCUAUAAAUGGAUGAAGUCGAUGCAUUUUGAAAACAAAUCCUUGACUCUAACAAGAAACAUCUUCCAAAAACAAAUAAUGGGCAGCAGUGAGCACAUGCAUACUGAGAAGCCAGAAUCCUAUUUCUUAUCAAAGUCCAUCUCGCUGGUUGUGCUAGAUCAUGUAUCAAAGAAUAGCAUUUCUGAUAUUCCUGUUCAUCAGAAUCAAAAACAGCUUUUCCAAGGAAGCUCUGUUUAUAUAGUGACUGGAGGACUUUCAGGUCUGGGAUUUGAGACAGUGAAGUUCAUUGCUCAGCGCGGAGGUGGCUGCAUUGUCAUUCUUUCCAGAAGUGCUCCAUCUCCUGAGAGGCAACAGGAGAUUACAAACUUACAGAAUCAGUAUGGGGUUAUGAUGACAAGUGUCCAGUGUGAUAUUUCCAUCCUCAAGGAUGUUGAGAAGGCAAUCAGUUUUAUUGGUCAUUUUUUUCCUGGUUGUCCAAUUAAAGGAGUAUUUCACAGUGCUGUUGUCUUACAUGACGGCUUAAUCCACACUUUAAACAGAUCCCACUUUGACAAAGUUCUGAGACCUAAGGUUGCAGGAGCCUUGAAUCUUCACUAUGCAACAAAGCAUUGUCACCUAGACUAUUUUGUGUGUUAUUCCUCUAUUGCUUCAUUCAUCGGAAAUUCCGCCCAAACAAACUAUGCUGCUGCAAAUUCAUUUCUGGAUGUCUUUUGCCAUUACCGGAGGAACUGUGGACUUUCUGGACAGUCCAUCAAUUGGGGUGCUUUAAACUUGGGUCUCUUGCUAAACAAGGACAAUCUGCAGCUUUUUCUUGAGGCUAUGGGAAUCAUGACCAUGGACCUACGAGAGAUUCACGAAGGGCUUGAAAGCUGCUUAUUGCAGAAUAACCCACAGCAAGCUGUGUGCAAGCUCAGCUUCAACAAUUUAAAUAACCAUGUCCUUUCUCAGAACACCUCUCUCAGAAUGCGUUUCUAUACUGUGGUUACAGAAGAACUCAAAAACACAAAUGCAAUCGAACCACAGUUUCUGCAGAGUACUUCGCUCUUCAAACUUGAGGAUUAUGUUAGGUCACUGCUUUCUGAAGUAAGCAACGCUGAUCCAGAUGAGCUGACAAAAGAUGCAUCUCUCUCUGCUUUUGGGAUUGACUCGAUGCUGGCAAUGACCCUGCAAAAUCGCAUCUUUCAGGAAAGACAUGUGAAUGUACCACUUGUUAAAUUACUUGAUCCGAACACAACAGUCUCUACUUUAGUGUCGCUUCUCCAGGAAAACUGCCAUGCAAGUCCCCAGUAUGAUGAACAGGACUUGUCAAUCCGUACCACUGUGGACGAAUACAGUCAAGAGACAAAGUUUUAACAGUUAUUUAUUUUUGUAUUGAUCAACUAUAAACAAACUAAAGAAUGAUAGACAGUGUAAUUAUUGCAAUAGAAUCAUGCUGACUUAUAUCUUUAAAAGAAUGAUCUUCUUUAUAAUCUAAAUUACACUACGCAAUUUCUUAAUUUAUUUACAGUACAACCAUUAAUUAAACUACAUUAGAAAUAUAGCCUACAUCUUAGUCUGUAUUUGGUAUUUACUGUUUUCUUUCCAGAAAGAAAUAAUAUAAUUACCUUUAAUUCCUCCAGGAUCACUACCACGCAGGAUUCAAGAGAAUAUUUGUUUUCUUGUAAAACAUUCUGGCUUUAAAAUGUUAAAGGCCCAAAACAUGAUAAAAACAAUUGCGUGAAUCUUUGCUCAUCAAUGCAUUCUAAAACAUUGUGGUUUGAUAAAUGUACUAUAUAUUGCAAUGAGGAAGUUGUUGGAUCAUGUAUAUUUCUACAUUAAUAGAAAUUAAAGUAGUAACAUAUUAUCUUAUAACACUUUUGCUCGCUGUCCUCUGAUUUUAAUAUUUA